This is a messenger RNA of Linepithema humile (Argentine ant), 785 nucleotides long. Its product is annotated as tRNA-specific adenosine deaminase 2. Gene Ontology annotation, biological process: tRNA wobble adenosine to inosine editing. The record is from RefSeq and is a predicted model, not a curated record. Gene Ontology annotation, molecular function: tRNA-specific adenosine-34 deaminase activity. Gene Ontology annotation, cellular component: cytoplasm; nucleus. NCBI's taxonomy places the organism in Eukaryota, Metazoa, Arthropoda, Insecta, Hymenoptera, Formicidae.
AUUAUUUUUGUCAUGUGUCUUUAUACAUGCAAUAAAUAAGAUUUAUUGCAUGUAUGAUAUUUAAUAUUUAAUGAUAUCUGUUAUGGACGUUUCGGCAUGGAUGGACGUUGCAUUACAAAAGGCUGAAGAGUCUUUGAGAGCUGGUGAAGUUCCAGUAGGCUGUUUAUUUAUAUAUGAUAAUGAAGUAAUUGCAACAGGCAAUAAUACAGUGAAUGAAACUUGUAAUGCAACUCGCCAUGCAGAGAUAAACUGCAUCGAUCAGGUCUUAAAGUUCUGUGAGGAAAAACGCGUGGACUAUGAAACAGUAUUUCGUAAUCUAGAUGUAAUUGUCACAGUAGAACCGUGCAUAAUGUGUAUGUCAGCAUUACUUCAGCUACAAGUACGCAGUGUUGUAUAUGGCUGUGCGAACGAUCGGUUCGGUGGUUGCAUCAGCGUUCUCGAGAUACCAAAAUUUUACGACCCGAAAAUAGUGAUACAGGGAAAUGUUAAGGGAGAGGAGGCCAUGAGAUUGCUUAAAGAUUUUUACAAAGGUGUCAAUCCAAAUGCGCCCGAGUCAAAAAUUAAAAAGGGACGUAAAACGAAAGGAACAGAAAGUGAAUAAUUCUUCUUGUGUUAGUUAUCUGAUUAUACGUACAACUUUUUUUUACUAUAAUACGCUAUUUAGCGUGCCGCUUAAUUGUGAUAAGCUGGAGUCUUUUUAUAACCAUUUGUAUUCUAAAUGUACAAUGUACAAAUAGAAUAGUGAUGUUAAUAUUAAAUAUCAAUAUCCGCGCGUUUUUACUUUA